AUGAAGUCCCUCAAUUUGAUUAUUCUGGCACUUGCUAGCAUCGGCAGCGCUCGCUCCGCCGCUGUUCGACAAGAAGAUGUGACCCCAGAGAAAGUCUGCGAUUGGUUCGAGACCGGACGACACAAUUCGCCAACAAAGCCCGAUCAGAACUGCCGAUCUAAUGCACAGAAGUGCAUUGGGGACCAGGUAAAGAAGUCCAAUGUAUCUGACCAGGUCACCAAGGACGAUAUAACUCUCUGCACCUUUACACCUAUCAUUGUAAACCUACUUCGCGAACAGGACACAACCGACUUUAUGACCGUUUGCGACAGUCUCGACGUCGCACGCGAGACAUGCCACUCAAACACGGCUUGGUGUGUCAUGGAUUACGCUACCUUUACCAAGAGUAUAGUGGACAAGACUACCGCGCUGGCAGAGGUUCAGAGUUGCGUUGCCGGCAGAAUCCUAAACGAAGACGGAGAUGAUACCGCUAUCAAAUGCAAUUCCACACGGGCGGACGCGGACUUGGGACGCACGAUUUGCAGCGAAGAUUAUUUCGGAGAGGAUCCGGACAAGUGGGAUGAGGAGAGAGAACUGGUGAACAAGUGCAAGGAGGAGUUUGAUCGCAAGACGCCUAAAUCCGAUAUUCUCAAGCUUACCCAGCUUGGCCAGUACUGCCAAGAUCAGGGCGUCGAGUGCUCCAAGUGCAGAAUGUAUCUUCUGGAUGAGGAUAAGGGCGACAAGAGCUUUCUCGGCAGUUACAUUGUAAGAAUUGACCGUGUCUGUCCCGACAAGCCACAAAUUAAUAAUGGUGCUAAUCGUUUUCAUCUAGAGCGUCAUCGAGUGCCAGGCUGGAGCUCAAACGUCGUCUUCGAUCGAAUCCAACGGGGCCUGAACAUUGUAACCGCCCCGGAGUCAACACCAAAGACCGCACGUCGCUGCACUGGCCAAGUCAAGGUCGAUGCAACCACGAAGGAAUUCUUUGAGUUAGUUGACAGAAUGCAACAGGUGAAGCCAUGA
Cordyceps militaris CM01 is the source of this 999-nucleotide messenger RNA. RefSeq lists its product as uncharacterized. The coding region runs from base 1 to 999 and encodes 332 amino acids. The transcript is spliced from 6 exons. The record is from RefSeq and is a predicted model, not a curated record. NCBI's taxonomy places the organism in Eukaryota, Fungi, Ascomycota, Sordariomycetes, Hypocreales, Cordycipitaceae.